AUGGUGAACCGACUGCUGUUCAUAGAUAUCCUGAUGCAAAUUUGUACAAUAUAUAUUAAACCAUGUGUUCCCCAUGAAGGGAGCAGAAUUGAUGGUACUUGUAAUAAUUAUAAAUAUCCAUCAUUGGGUGCUGCUAAAGGACCUUACGCGAGACUGCUAAAGCCGGACUAUGCUGAAAAUGGAGAUGUAAAAGUCAGUAAGAAUGGCAAGCCGCUACCGUCAGCGAGGCUGGUCCGGACAUUCCUGCAGAGUACAGGCCGUGUCACCGAUAAGAUUAACUUCAACGUCGCCGCUGUGCACUAUUUAGAUUUUAUCAAUCGAGAUGUCAGCGUUUUGUUUGAACCAAUUGAUUAUCUCACAAAGGGGAAGGAUUGUUGCCAUCAAACAGAAGCAAAGGAUCCUCGGUGCAUGCCAAUACAAGUACCGGACAAUGAUCCUUACCUUAAAGUUACAGACAUACGAUGUCUCAAUUUUUCUCGUGCGGAAACAUUUCAAGACAUCGGAUGUCUUUCCAAGUCUAUGCUACCUGAACAUAUUAAUUUACAAACGCCACUCAUAGAUUUAUCAACAAUCUACGGAGUUGAUGACAGAUCUAUGAACAUGGUAAGAAAAUGGGAGGAUGGUCUUUUAUUGAUGGAAGAGAGAAACGGUCGUAAUGUACCUCUUGUGAACUUAACUAAGAAUUUAUGUAUUCAGAACGUGGAGAAUGAAACUAACUGUUAUACUUUUGGUUUCCCAGAGGUUGGUAAUUUCGAUUUAAGAACAACCAGUUUCAACAUAUUUUUCAUGCGCGAACAUAAUCGUAUUGCGAAAAUAUUGCACGAAUUAAAUCCAUGUUGGAAAGACGACCGGCUAUUUAAAGUCGCCCGUCAGAUAAAUAUUGCGACAGCGAGCAACAUAUUCAUGUACGAACUCUUACCGCUCUUGUUAGAUCGAAGAAACAUGAUUAGUUAUGGUUUAAUAUCGAAUCGCAAGUCUCAAGUGAGUGCGUAUGAUGAAACUGCAAUACCUCUAGUCUUCGCGGAGUACGAGAUUGCUACAAGAUUCUUCCAUACAUUACUUGACGGAAGAAUAAAGAAAUACGAUGAGAAUUACAAUUAUCUAGAUGAAUUUACCUACAGUGAUACUCUAUUCAGACAAGAUCUUUUGGAACAGAAUGGAAACUUUGAAGAAAUCAAUCGCGGCACAUUCUAUCAGAAUGCAGCUAAAAUGGAUGACAUUCAAGAUCCGGAGAUCGUUGAACGUUACUUUGGUAAUUUACAAAAAGCUUACGAUCAAACUGCUAGUGAUAUACAAAGAAGUAGAGACUUAGGUAUGAGAGGAUACAAUGAAUACAGAAGUAUUUGCGGUUUAAAAUCUGCAAAAACUUUUGAAGAUUUCGCUGAUGUUAUCGACAUAGAGAAAGUAGAGCUAUUGAAGCAUCUGUACGAAGAUGUUGACGAUGUCGACUUACUGGCUGGAAUAAUGAGUGAAAGUUACAUUAAGAAUACAUUUAUUGGACCGACACUAUUUUGUAUAAUGGCUCGACAAAUGAGUGUCUACAGAUACGGAGAUCGAUUUUGGUUCGAAAGGGGGGAUCAAUUCCAUAGUUUCACACCUCUUCAAUUGCAAGAGAUCAGGAAGACGAAUUUAGCUCGCGUUGCGUGCGAUAAUGCCGAUGGUAUCAAAUAUAUACAACCGCAAGCAUUUCUUAACGUCCAAGUAUACAACGCUCCGGUCUCCUGUUCUCGCAUACCGGGCGUAGAUCUGACAAAUUGGUACGACAGAAACUGUUACAAGGCUAAUGAGAACAAAUUAACUUCUGUACCUGAUCGUGACGUCACUAAUAAGUUUUAUAUACACGUGACAUAGUAUGAAAAUUAAGA
This is a messenger RNA of Papilio xuthus (Asian swallowtail), 1865 nucleotides long. Its product is annotated as peroxidase-like. Bases 1 to 1851 code for a protein of 616 amino acids. Lineage: Eukaryota; Metazoa; Arthropoda; Insecta; Lepidoptera; Papilionidae. Gene Ontology annotation, biological process: response to oxidative stress. The record is from RefSeq and is a predicted model, not a curated record. Gene Ontology annotation, molecular function: peroxidase activity; heme binding. The transcript has 12 exons.